Molecule: messenger RNA, 939 nt
Organism: Candida albicans SC5314
Lineage: Eukaryota; Fungi; Ascomycota; Pichiomycetes; Serinales; Debaryomycetaceae
Exons: 1
Coding region: 1-939 (312 amino acids)
Source: RefSeq, a predicted model, not a curated record
AUGUCUUCCGUUAGAAAAAUAGCUGCAUAUUUGGAGAGAAAGGAGGAUUUAUCCCAAGAAUAUAACAGUUUGAAAGAAGUGUUUAAAGAUGAACCAGAUUAUGAAGGAUUGGCAAAUGUGUUCGAAAUUUUGAAGUUUUUAGAUCAAUUGAUCUAUGAGUAUCAUGUCCAUAAAUCUUACCUUCAAUGCACUAAGGGGCCAAUUAAUGAUUUUGAGCGAAAAUUAUUGGCCGAAAUGGAAAAAACUAUUAAACAGUUGGAGGACGAUGUUAGUUUACCAUAUUUAAUAGAAAAUGCUCAGAAUUUGGCGUUGAUUAGAAGAGAGCUAUUUGAAAAUGCACAUGAAGGAGGACGACUAAUUCAUGCUUACGAAUUACAAAAUCCAUCUUCUAAGAUGAUGAUUAGAUCAAGUCAACCACUGCGUCCAUUCACCACUUUACUGGAUCAGUUACAUUCCAGCAAACUGACCCCAUCUCACUCUAAGUCUCCUUUACAAUUGUCUAGUAAUGUACUGGAACACCAUGCGUUGAUACAAAGUCCCAAGGAGAUGCGGAACUUGGCUAGAGCCAUGACAUGGUCCAAACGAUGCACUGACAUUGUUUUCGAAGCAGGAAAACUCGACGCAAAUCUAACACAAAAGUAUCAGUACAUCAGUUCACAUAUUGAAGACGAAUUUGGAUAUCAAUUUUGCAGAGACUUUAGUCGUUAUUUGUAUCUACAUUAUAUUGAAGGCGACGCUGCAAAGUUUCGAGAAGAUUUUGACAAAGCGUAUAUCAAAUAUCUUGAUUUCAGUACACAAAAAGUAAGCGAAUUGAUAGAAAAAGAUCUCAAAAUAAACAGAAAGGUCUGUAGAUAUGGAAUCUGGUUACGUGAGAUAUUUCAAAGAACUUACGGUAAAAUAACGGAGCCACCCGAAAACUUUUUGUAUACAGAUCACUAA